Molecule: messenger RNA, 3464 nt
Organism: Carassius gibelio (silver crucian carp)
Lineage: Eukaryota; Metazoa; Chordata; Actinopteri; Cypriniformes; Cyprinidae
Gene: drd4-rs
Product: dopamine receptor D4 related sequence
Exons: 6
Coding region: 755-2011 (418 amino acids)
Biological process (GO): adenylate cyclase-inhibiting dopamine receptor signaling pathway; adenylate cyclase-activating adrenergic receptor signaling pathway
Cellular component (GO): plasma membrane
Molecular function (GO): dopamine neurotransmitter receptor activity, coupled via Gi/Go; G protein-coupled receptor activity
Source: RefSeq, a predicted model, not a curated record
UAAAAGCAGAGGAGAGAAAGAGUGGGACUGACAGCAAGAGAAAAAGUGAAAAGAGAAGAAUAAGAAAGCGUGAGAGACAGGUGUAAAGAGUGCCUGUGAGGGACAGAAGAAAAGAAACAUAGCUAAAAAAGGAAUCAGAAGGUAAGAAGGAGGGAAGAGAGAGGUGAGAAAGAGAGUGAGUAACAGAAGCUCAGAGCACGUGGCGUGCAGACAGAAGAGCCGAGAGAAUAGGAGCGCUCUCUCACCCCAUCUUCACAGAGAGCAGCUAAUGAACUAAGAGAGCGAGAGACGGCACGUAUAAAACAAGCGAUCUGCCACCUGUGGAAACUUUCAGACACCUACAAGACUGUCAGAAAACAUCAUUGGGUUGCACAUCGAAAGAAGAGACGCUUCUCUCAUGGAGAAUAACGUAAAUGCUGAGGCAAUGGGAGACUGACAGGACACUCUUUUGACCUCUGCGCUGACACCUUUUAGGAUGGAAAGGAGCUUUAAUGGAUUUCUGAUGAUUUCCUGUGACAGUUUUCUGUCAGUUUUGAGUUUGGAAGAAUCAGACUGAAUGCACGAAGUGUGAACUCUUUCAACAUGGCUGCUGUUGGCAAAAAGAGUCGACUUUAUCCCACACACUUCCAGAAUGUGAUUACAACACUCUCAGAUGCCAGACAAUCCAACAUGCUCCACAAACCCCAAAAACCCUGCCUUAUCGUGACGGAUUCAAGAUGUUAAAUCCGGGUUGGCAGCUGAACUUCAGGGCAUCAUGGUCAAUGUGACGCCCAGUAUAGACCCAGCGGCGGCCUACGAGAGGUACAACUACCUCGCGUUGAUAUGUGGCGUGCCUCUCAUCCUCAUCAUCAUCUUGGGGAAUGUGCUUGUGUGCCUCAGUGUGUUUACUGAACGCUCCCUCAAAACCGCAACUAACUACUUCAUCGUCAGUUUGGCUGUGGCUGACCUCCUGCUGGCCGUGCUGGUCCUCCCGCUCUACGUCUACUCUGAGUUCCUGGGAGGCAUGUGGACUCUGAGUAUGUACAUCUGUGAUGCCCUAAUGACUAUGGAUGUAAUGCUCUGCACUGCUUCCAUUUUGAAUCUAUGUGCAAUUAGUGUGGACAGGUACAUUGCAGUAGUGGUCCCUCUGAAGUACAACAGGAACCAGUUUAGUGUUCGUCAGCUAGUCUUGAUCACAGCAACCUGGGUGCUAUCCCUGGGUGUAGCCAGUCCUGUCAUAUUCGGUUUGAACCAGGUGCCAAACAGGAACCCUCAUGUGUGUAAGCUGGAGGACAACCAGUUUGUGAUCUACUCCUCCAUCUGCUCCUUCUUUGUCCCCUGCCCUGUCAUGCUUUUCCUGUACUACUGGAUGUUCAGGGGUCUAAAGAGAUGGAGCUCUGGCCGUAGCAGAUCACACCUCCACCGGCCACCCAGAGGGCGUAGGAGCCUGUCUUUGCGACUAGGAGCAGCUCUACAGAAAGAGAAGGGACAGGCAAGGGAGAAAGUAGUGUACCUCAUGCCUGCAGGUCUUAGUCCGACAUCUCUCACCGCUACCCCAACUACUCCAAUCUCCCCAGCCAGCCCGGUAACCCUUACCACAGAUGAGCUGGCAGAAGGUCAGAUGCCGGCAGCAGAGAGUGACCCCAUGACCAACCAGAUGGACAGUGUAUCGGACGCAGAGAACCCUGAGCGGGCCACUGAGGAUGAGAGCGGCCGGGAGAAUGGUGUGGGGAAGAACCAUCGGCCACAUACGGGACGAUGCCACAGCAAGAGCAACAGGGUGAGCGGACGGGAGCGGAAGGCGAUGAAGGUGCUGCCAGUGGUUGUGGGUGUUUUUCUGGCCUGCUGGACUCCUUUCUUCGUGGUCCAUGUGACUAAGGCACUGUGUGAGUCAUGUGACAUCGGGCCGAUGCUGAUCAGUGUGGUCACGUGGCUUGGAUAUGUGAACAGCGCCGUCAACCCUAUCAUCUACACUGCCUUCAAUGUGGAGUUCAGAAAAGUCUUUCACAAACUGCUUUGCUGUCGCUCAUGAGGCCAAAUGCUCUAUUUAGCAAAAAUCUUAAUUGAUAAUGAAUCACUGAAUAAUUCAAAAAAUAAUCAUAAAAAAACACCUUCAAGAUCUGAGCACACAAUGGUCUUGGAAUUGUCUAAAGAAAUUAAACAAUAAAAAACAACAGAUUACUGAAAGCAAUGAUGGACACAAACAGCACAGUGGAGUGUACCAUUGAGGAAAACUUCUGAUGCCUUUGUUAAGUGAACAUUUUCUUGUAAAAUUACUGCUUGAAUGCUACAGUAUAUAACAAAAUACUGUUAAUUUCAUAGCCCAGAGGCAUAAAAUAUGUGAAAACAGUCAUCUGUGCUUGAUAUGUGAUUGGUAUCAGUGUUAAUUAAAUAUUUCUAGAUUUCUUUUUUUUCCUCUUCCUUUUUUAUUUUAUUUUUUUAUUUUUAUUUUUUUGUGUGUUGGUUCCUUUGAAUAUAGUUAAUGCAGAAUUAACAGGCAGGUCUUUUUUAUGGUUGAAGAGCAAGUCGACACAUUUAGAUCACAAGCUAUGUUUGGAAUGACAUACUAGCAUACUGCAUACUAAGCAGUAUAUUUAGUAUGAUGCCUAAAAAAAAUUAUGCAAUAUAUGGAAUGAUAAACACAUUUAAACAGUUUCAGAACUUGACACAUUGUAUGCUUACUUCAAGUACAAUUCAGUUAUCAUCUUGUAUAUGGUUAAUGUGCACUUUUAUUUUAAAUAUUCGUGUUAAUGUAUUCUAAAAUGAGAAAUUUGCAUACUUCACCCAGUAUGCAUAUUAUAUACUAUAAUAUGGCUAUAGUAUAUACUAGAAAUUUGCUGUCUACUACAAGUAUAGUACUAUGCUUAUGCUAUUCUGAAUACAGCAAUUGAUUCUGAAAGGUGCUUGUAGUGAGAUUGUUACUUUUUUUUUUUUUUUUUUUCACUGUAAAACCUAUUAACAUAGGCAUGCACGUUUCAUUUUCUUACGUCACCUUUAGUUAGAACAAAUGAUGUUAAGAAGUUAAUUCUGUGGCUUCAUACAAAGAGGAAAAUGUUCCAGCUAAUGUGCAAGAGGUUCUACUUUAUAUACAGUUGCCAAAAUCAUUGGAUGCCUUUCUCUGCCCUAGUGCUCACAGUCUGCCAAUUUAGUUUUAUUGCAAAUGUGAUUCACAAAAUGUGUACUGUAGAUGUGCUCAGCAGUGUCUGAUAAUAAAACUGCAAAAUAGCAUGGGGGAUCGUGGGUAUCAUCUGGGGUGGAUUAUAGCAAUUGUGCUUCUAAGAAUCAAUGUUGUAAAGAGACUUGUGGAAUGAGUAUUGCUGUUCUUGUACAGGAUCAUCAGUGCAUCUGUCAAUUUAUUGAGAUGCUUUAUUGCUUAAACUGUAUAAAUACUUUAUGCAGUAGACUUCAUAAUUUUGAUGCCACACUAACAAUAUGGGAUUUAACCUAUGAUUUAUGAAAUUCAUCGUAAUGGUAAUACAGUAUAA